Nerophis ophidion (straightnose pipefish) is the source of this 7727-nucleotide messenger RNA. Its product is annotated as potassium voltage-gated channel subfamily A member 2. Gene Ontology annotation, molecular function: delayed rectifier potassium channel activity; protein binding. Gene Ontology annotation, biological process: potassium ion transmembrane transport; protein homooligomerization. Bases 261 to 1748 code for a protein of 495 amino acids. NCBI's taxonomy places the organism in Eukaryota, Metazoa, Chordata, Actinopteri, Syngnathiformes, Syngnathidae. The transcript is spliced from 2 exons. Gene Ontology annotation, cellular component: membrane; juxtaparanode region of axon; voltage-gated potassium channel complex. The record is from RefSeq and is a predicted model, not a curated record.
UCAGCCUGUGCUGCCAGCAGGAAGGAGGGGGGGGCACAGCGAGGACACACCCGCCCGCGCACCGUGCCUGAGAGCGGUGCAAACGCGGAUGCGGCAGCCGGCGUACAUCAUGAGGUGAUCCUGAUCUUUUUCUAUUUUUUUACUACUCGGCGAGGAUCUCCAUGGCUGCAGUCCCGCCCUGAGAGGACACCGGACCAUCCUCCGCCCCCGCCCUGCAGCAGCCGGACUCCCCCGAAAGGUGCAGGCCCCGCCCCCGCAGCAUGACCGUGGCCACGGGCGACCCCUCCGACGAAGCGGCGGCUCACCCGCUGGACUACGACCCGGAGACCGACCACGAGUGCUGCGAGAGGGUGGUCAUCAACAUCUCGGGGCUGCGCUUCGAGACCCAGCUGAAGACCCUCUCGCAGUUCCCCGACACCCUGCUGGGGGACCCCAAAAAGAGAAUGCGGUAUUUCGACCCGCUGAGGAACGAGUACUUUUUUGACAGGAACAGACCCAGCUUUGACGCCAUUUUGUAUUACUACCAGUCCGGGGGACGGCUGAGGCGGCCGGUCAACGUCACGCUGGACAUCUUCUCGGAGGAGAUCCGCUUCUACGAGCUGGGCGACGAGGCCAUAGAGAUGUUUCGGGAAGACGAAGGUUUCAUCAAGGAGGAGGAGCGCCCUCUUCCCGACAACGAGUUCCAGAGACAGGUUUGGCUGCUUUUCGAGUACCCGGAGAGCUCCGGUCCAGCCAGGAUUAUCGCCAUCAUCUCCGUCAUGGUCAUCCUCAUAUCCAUCGUCAGCUUCUGCCUGGAGACCCUCCCUGUCUUCCGCAACGAUGAAGACGGGAUGCACAAGUCUCACGCGGAGAUCUUUUCCCCGGAGACCAACACCACCGUCACCAGAUACACCUCCACCUACUUCACUGACCCUUUCUUCAUCCUGGAGACGCUUUGCAUCAUCUGGUUCUCCUUUGAGUUCCUGGUGCGCUUUUUUGCCUGCCCCAGCAAAGCAGGCUUCUUUGGAAACCUCAUGAACAUCAUCGACAUCGUGGCCAUCAUCCCGUACUUCAUCACGCUGGGCACGGAGCUGGCUGACAGUCCGGACGACGGCCAAGCGGGACAGCAGGCCAUGUCUUUGGCCAUCCUCAGGGUCAUCCGCCUGGUGCGGGUGUUCCGCAUCUUCAAACUCUCCCGCCACUCCAAAGGGCUCCAGAUCCUGGGCCAGACCCUCAAAGCUAGCAUGAGGGAGCUGGGACUGCUCAUCUUCUUCCUCUUCAUCGGCGUCAUCCUCUUCUCCAGCGCCGUGUUCUUCGCCGAGGCCGACGAGCCGCAGUCUCAGUUCGAGAGCAUCCCGGACGCCUUCUGGUGGGCCGUGGUGUCCAUGACCACGGUGGGCUACGGGGACAUGGUUCCCACCACCAUCGGCGGCAAGAUCGUGGGCUCCUUGUGCGCCAUUGCCGGCGUUCUGACCAUCGCCCUGCCCGUGCCCGUCAUCGUCUCCAACUUCAACUACUUCUACCACCGCGAGACGGAGGGCGAGGAGCAGGCACAGUACCUGCAGGUCAACGCGCCCAAAGCCGACUCGUCCGAGGAGCUGAAGAAGAGCCGCAGCGGCUCCAUCGUCAGCAAGUCGGACUACAUGGAGAUCCAGGAGGCCGUCAAUAACAGCAACGAGGACCUCGGCGAGGAGAACUUAAAGACGGCCAACUGCACACUGGCCAACACAAACUACGUCAACAUCACCAAGAUGCUGACGGACGUGUAGUCCUGGGCAAGAACCAGGCACAGGAACUCUGAAGGAUCUCCAGCUCUUCAACUCUUUGCAUGGAGUUAAUUUUUUUCUAAGAAGAAUAUUCAUGCCAAUAAUAAUAAGAAUAAUAGUUAUAAUAGCGCACAAGAAAAGAAGAAAGAAGUCAGCACUUUAGUCGCUUCAGCCCUCACUUCCCAGGGUACACUGCUCUGCACAACAACACACCAUCAGGUGCGAGUCCAUCAACACCAGGUGGCACCACACCUUUCUCACCUUCUGAUGAGAAGCUUUUGCUGCUCGGCUCUUAAUAUUCACACCCGUACACCAGAGAGGACAACUUGAAUGUUUCUUCUCCGGCACUUAGAGGCACAGACUUGUGAUGCAUGUUGGUAGUUUCCCCACACUGCCGCCUACAGGCCCUAGGCAGUACAACAAGCUGGGCACACGCUGUACGCAUUCUAGAAAAGAUAGUCUAGUGAAAAUGCUUGGGCCAAAAUCUAUGCAUGUUAAAAAAAAAAAAAAGACACCAGAUCUUUUUUUUUUUUUUUUUUUUACAUAUUUUAAAUGUAAUAAAUGUACUUGAAAAUGAUGUAUGCAAAUCUAGAAAAGUACUGGCAGACUGCAAACCUCCAGGCCUAAUCCUUUAAAACCAUCCUGAAUCCAGACAGUCAUCCAGAUUCUGUUUAAUCCUACUUUACCUGGAACUUUUUGAGUUAUGUUGCUGGAAAAAGAGGCUAAAGGGAACAUGUCCCAGUUUGUGUCCACUGCACUGGUUAAACUUAUCCAAUGGAGGCAAGUCAAACACUAGAGCCAGGCGGAAAACACGGCCUCUCGGGCCACGCUUGUCCCAAUCUUUGAUUGGCUUUUUGGCGCAGCUGACUAUAGAUAGAGGGAGUCAGGAACAAGUUAGACAAAUAAAACAGAAGAAGAGUCUAGUGCUUCCACACUGCCGCCUACAGGCUGCUACACGGUACAACAAGCUGGGCACACGCUGUAUGCAAUCUAAAAAAGAUAGUGUAGUGAAAAUGCUUGAGCCAAAAUCUAUGGAUGUUAUAAGAUUUUAUUUUUUUUGACAUAUUGUUUACAUGUAAAAAAUGUACUUGAAAAUAAUGUAUGCAAAUCUAGAAAAGUUCUCACAAACUGCAAAAACAAUCUUAAAUCCAGACAGUUAGUUAGUUGGGUUAGUUUACUAUUUCUUCGGUCAGUGGUCAACAAAAUAAACAAACAAUUUUACAUAAACAAACAGUUGUACAUUCAUAAAUUGAAAAUGGUGCUGACUGAAAGGGUUUAGGCUGAAGUUGAACACGUAUUGCGUAUGUCAUCCAGAUCAGCGCCAAAAUCCAUUGAGUGUUCCUAUUCCAACUGUUGCCCUUUCCUGUUUACUCCUUCCAACUUUGCCUGGAACUUUCUGAGUUAUGCUGCUAGAAAAGGCUGCUAAAGUGCACCUUUGACAAAGGAACAUGAUUAAUCUUGUCCAAUGGAGGCAAGUCAAACACUAGAGCCAGGUGGAACACGGCCUCUCAGGCCAUGCUUGUCCCUUUAGACCACCCACACCAUCUUUGACUGGCUUUGACCUCCACACAACUAGACCAAUCAGAAGCAAGAAAGGCAAAUAAAACAGAAGAAGAGUUUAGUGCUCCAACACUACCAACUCCAGGCUGCUUCUAAGUACAACAAACUGGGCACACGCUGUACGCAAUCUAAAAAAGAUAGAAAAAGUUUGGGCCAAAAUCUACGCAUGUUAAAAGAUCUUUUUUUUGACAUAUUUCUACAUGUAAAAAAAUUACUUGAAAAUAGUACUCACAAACUGCAAAAACAAUUCUGAAUCCAAACGGGCAUCCUGAUCAAUUGUUACCAUAUCCUUUGUACGCCUACUUUGCCUAGAACGUUCUGAUUUAUGCUGCUAGAAAGGCUGCUAAAGUGCAACUUUGACAAGGGAACAUGUCCCACUGGUUAACCUUGUCCAAUAGAGGCAAGUCAAACACUAGAGCCAGGCGGAAAACACGGCCUCUCAGGCCACGUUUGUCCGUUUAGACCACCCACACCAUCUUUGAAUGGCUUUUUGGCGCCGCUGAAUAUAGAUAAGAGCGAUUCAGGACCAAGUUAGACAAAUAAAAAAGAAGAAGAGUCUAGUGCUCCCACACUGCCGCCUACAGGCUGCUACACGGUACAACAAGCUGGGCACAAACUGUAUGCAAUCUAAAAAAGCUAGUGUAGUGAAAAUGUUUGGGCCAAAAUCUUUGCAUGUUAAAAGAUCUUUUAUUUUAGAUGUUUUUUACAUGUAAAAUAUGUACUUGAAAAUAAUGUAUGCAAAUCUAGAAAAGUACUCGCAAAUUGCAAAAACAAUCCUGAAUCCAGACAGUUAGUUAGUUUGGUUAGUUUAUUAUUUCUUCGGUCAGUGGUCAACAAAAUAAAGAAAGAAUUUUACAUCAACAAACAGUUGUACAUUCAUAUAUUGAAAAUGUUGCAGACCAAAAGGGUUAAGGCUGAAGUUCAACACUUAUUGCGCCUAACCCUAUAAACAAUGUCAAAUACAAGAUGAGCUUCCAAAAAUUAUGAAAUUUCCUUUGCACAACACAUUAUAAAUACACCUUGUACACAACAUAAAGACUGUUCAAGUAUAUACACAGUUAAACCUUUGUACCAAUUAUAUACUGUAUACAAACAAUUAUACAUCCAUUAUUAUUUAUAUCCCACAUUUAGUUUGUAAUUAACAUUGAUCAUAGUAUUGACUACUGUGUUGAUUUAAGAGUGAUAUAUUUUUACAAGAUAUUGGUCGUAAAGUGUUUUUUAACAGUCAUCAGGAUCAGCCCCAAAAUCCAUUGAGUGUUCAUCAUCCAAUUGUUGCCAUUUCCUGUUUACUCCUUCCUACUUUGCUUGGAACUUUUUGGGUUAUGUUGCUAGAAAAGGCUGCUAAAGUGCACCUUUGGACAAGGGAACAUGUCCCACUGGUUAACCUUAUCUAAUGGAGGCAAGUCAAACACUAGAGCCAGGCGGAAAACACCCUCUGAGGCCAUGCCAUGCUUGUCCCUUUAGAUUUUAGCAGCAUCGUGCGAGGCUAUCAACUUCAGAUCCAUCCAUUGAUAAUACAUUGUUGUUGUUUUUCUUAUCCUUUUGUGUAUUUUAUACACUUUUGGCCAAACAAAGUCGUCAGAAGUGAAAUAUUUCCUUAAAGGGGAAUUGCACUUUUUUGAGAGGAAUUAUACCUAUUAUUCACAAUCUUUAUGAGAGACAAGAACCUAUAUAUGCAUUUUUUAUUUUAUUGUAUAUAAUCCAACUUGUAAUCAGCUCAUUCUACGAGGCUAAAACAGUGCUAAAAUGGUGCCUCAAAAUCACUCUAAAAAGAUCUAAAAAGCAACAACGAUAAUUUAUAUACACAUUGUUACCUGAAUAUUAACUAUUAGCAAUAUUGGUAUUAGAAGUGCUAACACAGACAGACUAUUUUUACCUGAUUAUUAACUAUUAGAAAUAUUGUUAUUAGAAGUGCUAACGCAGACAUACUAUUUUUACCUGAUUAUUAACUGUUAGAAAUAUUGUUAUUAGAAGUGCUAACGCAGACAGACUAUUUUUUACCUGAUUAUUAACUGUUAGCAAUAUUGUUAUUAGAAGUGCUAACACAUACAGAAUAUUUUUACCUGAUUAUUAACUGUUAGCAAUAUUGUUAUUAGAAGUGCUAACGCAGACAGACUAUUUUGGCGUUGCUGUGAUGACAGAGCGCUAACUCGCUUACAUCUUCAUGGCCUCAUCGAAUUAGAGAUGAUAAAUCCUGCCUCUCAGCUGGAUGGUAAAAUUUAAACGUUGUUCAUCUGUGACAUCCUACCGAUACUCAAUUUUGGCGAGAAAAAAGACGCUUGUCUUUUUUUUUUUUUUAAUCUUCGAAAAGGAUUAUAAUAAAUGUUUCAUGUAAAGGGGAAGAUAUAAACAUCCCAUCAGGCUUUAUCCCGGUGAGAGCAGACAUUGUAUAGUAAGUGAUUGAUGCAUUAGGUUUGUAUUUCUUCCCUCACACCAAGCACAACUUCAAUAAGGAUAUAUAAUGUAUGUUAAACAUUGUAAUUGUCUCACAUGAGAUAUAAUGCAUGUUAAACAUUGUGAUUUUCUCACAUGAGAGAUAUAAUGCAUGUUAAAACAUUGUGAUUGUCUCACAUGAAGAUUGUCAAAUAUAAACAACCUUUAGUUCCCCUAAAGUGCAAUGGAGGCUAGUCAAACACUAGAGCCAGGCAGAAAAACGCGUGUCCCUUUAGACCGCCCACACCCUCUUUGAUUGGCUUUUACCUGAGAGGUACCUGCCAUUUUCAGUGGCAGUCCUUAGUACUCCUGUCGCAAAGCCGAAGGUCUCAAAUUAGGGGUGGGGGUGGGGGUCAUAGGGCCCCAUUGGUCACGGUUUACCUGACACAGGAAACGUGACAAGUCAGGUGGGGUGCACAAUCUGCUUUAGUUGCCAGAUGGCAGUAGAAUGUUGAAAAAUCUUGUCAUGUGUGUUGACUACAGCUCGUAUGCGGGGUCGCGCUUUCCAUCAUUUUCAGCAGAUUGCAUUGCAAAAUGAUUAACCACACCCCCUUCCACUCAUGGGAGACGCAUGUGGCCGCAUGAACCCCUCCCCCAGAUACCUGUCAGUUUUUAAUGAUCAACUUGUUCAAUAGGCUAAAGGUUAGCAUGGUGGUUAAAAGCGUUAGCAUGGGGUUAAAAAGGUUAGCAUGGUGGUACAAAUGUUAGCAAGGUAUUAAAAACAUUAGCAUGGUUCUUAAAACGUUAGUAUGGUACUAAAAAUGUUAUCACGGUGGUCAAAACAUUAGCAAGGUGGUAAAAAAUGUUAGCAUAGUAGUAAAAAUGUUAGCAUGGUGCUAAAAAGGUUAACAUGGUGGGGAAAAGGGUAGAAUGGUGAUAACAAUGGUAGCAUCGUGGUAAAAAUGUUAGCCUGGUGGUAAAAACAUUAGAAUGGUGGUAGAAAGGUUAGCAUGGUGAUAAAAACAUUAGCAUGGUGAUAAAAAAUAUUAGCUUGGUGAUAAAAAUGUUAGCAUGGUGGUAAAAAAUGUGCAUGGUGGUAAAAAGGUUUAACAUUGUAAUAAAAAGGUUAGCAUGGUGAUUAAAACAUUCGCACUGUGGUAAAAAGGUUAGCAAUGUGAUAAAAACAUUAGCAUAGUGGUAAAAAGGUUAGCAUGGUGAUACAAAUGUUAGCAUGGUGGUAAAAAGUUUAGCAUUGCGGUAAAAUGGUUAGCAUGGUGAUAAAAAAUGUUACCAUGGUGGUAAAAACAACAGCUUGGUGGUAAAAAAGGGUAGCAUGGUGAUAAACAUGUUAGCUUGGUGGUCAAAAGGUUCUGGACUGGUCCUUGUGCACCAGUGAAAUACUGGAGUGGGAUGGUAUCUCAGUAGAAGGUGGACUGGAAUGGUGGGUCAGUAGAAGAUGGACUGGGAUGGUGGGUCAGUAGACGAUGGACUAGGAUGGUGGAUUGGGAUGGUGGGUCAGUAGAAGGUGGACUGGGAUGGUGGGUCAGUAGACGGUGGACUGGGAUAGUGGGUCAGUAGAAGGUGGACUGGGAUGAUGGGUCAGUAGACGGUGGACUAGGAUGGUGGAUUGGGAUGGUGGGUCAGUAGAAGGUGGACUGUGAUGGUGGGUCAGAAGACGGUGAACUGAGAUGGUGGACUGGGAUGGUGGACUGAGAUGGUGAGUCAGGAAAAAGUGGACUGCGAUGGUGAGUCAGAAGAUGGUGGACUGGGAUGGUAGGUCAGUAGACGGUGGACUGGGAUGGUGAGUCAAUAGAAGGUGGACUGGGAUGGUUGGUCAGCAGAAGGUGGACUGGGAUGGCAGGUCAGUAAAAGGUGGACGGGAUGGUGGACUGGGAUGGUGGACUGGGAUGGUGAGUCAGUAGAAGGUGGACUGGGUGGUGGGUCAGCAGACGGUGGACUGGGAUGGUGGGUCAGUAGAAGGUGGACUGGGAUGGUGGGUCAGUAAAAGGUGGGCUGGAAUGUUGGACUGGGAUGGUGAGUCAGUAGAAG